AAGCGUGAUAUACUUUUUAAUCUUGAUCAACCGGUUGAGGUUCCACUGGACGAGUUCAAUAGCAAGUGGUGGCCUCUGAUCUUAAACGUUUGGGUUCAGUUCAAUUAUAAAAUUCAUACAAAUAGAAACUCAUGA
Messenger RNA from Racocetra persica, 135 nucleotides. The record is from the annotation of a GenBank genome assembly. Lineage: Eukaryota; Fungi; Glomeromycota; Glomeromycetes; Diversisporales; Gigasporaceae.